Molecule: messenger RNA, 1627 nt
Organism: Paramecium pentaurelia
Lineage: Eukaryota; Ciliophora; Oligohymenophorea; Peniculida; Parameciidae
Source: the annotation of a GenBank genome assembly
AUGAAUGAAACUCAAAUCAACCCAGAGAAUUAUUAUAGAUUAGAAUGUGUAAUUGGAGAAGGAUCUUAUGGCUAAGUUUAUAAAGGCAUAUAAUUGGAUAAUGGAAAGGUAGUAGCUAUUAAAAUAGUACCAUCAUCAGGAGAGAUUGAAUCACUCAAAAGAGAAAUUCAAAUACUUAGAGAUUGUAGAUGUGAUAAUAUUGUUAAAUAUUUUGGAUCUUAUCAUUCAAAUGGAUAGUUAUGGUUAAUAAUGGAAUAUUGUUAAGGAGGAAGUGUUAUAGAAUUGAUUAAGUCUUUGUAAAAUCCUUUACCUGAAGAAAUCAUUGCUACAAUUCUAUAUUAAACAUUAAAAGGCAUUGAUUACAUGCAUAGUCAUAAAAAAAUACAUAGAGAUAUUAAAUGUGGAAAUAUUCUAAUUGAUCAUUUAGGCAAUAUUAAAUUAGCUGAUUUUGGUGUUUCCACUUAAUUAGUACAUACUAUGGCAGACACUGAUACAGUUAUUGGAAGUCCUUUUUGGAUGUCCCCAGAGAUUCUAUUAAAAUCAAGAUAUAGUAAAAAGACAGAUAUUUGGUCAUUGGGUAUAACAGCUAUUGAAAUGGCAGAAGGUGAACCACCUUAUGCACAUAUACAUCCAAUUAGAGCAAUGUUUGCAAUUAAAAAUAAUCCACCUAACUCUUUAACUGAUUAAAGUAAAUGGUCAAGAGAAUUUAAUUAAUUUGUUAAAAGAUGCCUAAUUUUAGAUCCAAAGGAAAGACCUUCUACUAAAGAUUUAUUAUAGGAUCCAUUCUUUUAGAAAUACUGUAGAAGUAGAGAAUAUAUUCAAUAAUUCAUUUUAAAAUACAAAAAACAAAUUGAAUCAUAUAAAUUAAGUAAAUAGUAGAAGUAGCAUGAAUAAUAAUUUUAAUUUUCUUAAGAAUAAGUAGGAGUUCCAUUAGAUACUUUAAUAGAAUGUGAAGAGGAAGAAGAUCUAGGAACAAUGAUUAUCAAUAAUGUUGAUGCCAUUUAAAUGAAUGAGACAGGAACUAUGUUAGAACAUCAAUAUGAAGAUGCAGAUAUCUAUGAGAAAGCUAUAAAUAGAGUGGUAUAUAUAUAUAUUUUAUUUUAUUAGUCAGAAUAUGGAUUAUCAAGUUUGAAUCAGCAGAGAACAAAUACUAUAAUUGAAGAAUCACCUAUAUUAAAAAAGAAAUAAAUUGAAGAUAAAAUUAAUUAGUUAAAUUAAGAGAUGCAAAAUGAAAUUAAAUAAGUUAAACUUAAAUAUGGGGAAUAGAUUAAUUCACUUUAAAAAGCUUUAAAUUAAAUUGUAGUUUAGAAACAUGAAACUCAUAAAUCUGUGCAUGAAUAGAAAGGAUUUGCAUUAUCUACUAAUUAUUUUAAAUAAUUAGAAUAAAAAAAUAAAUUUUCAGCUCCUUCUACUCCUGUUUAAUCGUAAAGCAAAUAUAGAUUAGAUCAAGAAAACCUCAAUUUGGAAAAUCAAUUGAAAUAAACUAAAUAUUAAUCAACAAAUUUACAGUAUCACAAUAUUUAAAUUUAGAAAAUUAUAAUUACAAAUUCAGAAUAGAAUAAAUGAUGUUCCAAAAUUAGAUAAUAGUUAAAAACUAAUAAAAUAAUUAAUUAACAGAAAAAAUUGA